Carassius auratus (goldfish) is the source of this 1950-nucleotide messenger RNA. Its product is annotated as polymeric immunoglobulin receptor-like. Gene Ontology annotation, cellular component: plasma membrane. Gene Ontology annotation, molecular function: transmembrane signaling receptor activity. NCBI's taxonomy places the organism in Eukaryota, Metazoa, Chordata, Actinopteri, Cypriniformes, Cyprinidae. The transcript is spliced from 7 exons. Bases 700 to 1737 code for a protein of 345 amino acids. The record is from RefSeq and is a predicted model, not a curated record.
GUGUUUUGCACUUUAAUAAGCACAGACACUAGAUCAUGUUGUGAUUUGACAGCUCUGUUUCUGAUUUAUUCAUCAGUCCAUCAAAUCAUGUGUUUUGUGACAUCUGCACUGUAGGCCACUGUAAAUCCAUUGUCCUGACUGGAUUCUGGGAUUAACCCAGCAGCAUCACAGAAAUCAUAAGGCUUUAAUUUUAAAUUCUAAUUCUAAAUGGACAAUAACUGUUUCUGCACUGUGGGAUGUUGUUCUCAAAUAUAGGUAAACAUGUUCGAUUUGUAGCUGUUUUUGCAGUCGCUUUCCGACCACCGUUUUUGCUUACUUUGUCCUCGAGGACAAAUACGCAUACAUCUUUUCUAUAUCCAAAGUAUUCCCAUAUUGCCAUUUUUAACUUGUAUUUUGAAGUGGGAUAGAGAGUAGAGAUAACGGCCUUUGUCUGAUGCUGUCUCCGCUGUAGGUUUGGGUGGAGGAAGAGAACAGUUAAGUGGAAAAUUGUUGCUUAGGCGCAGGAGUGAUUCUGCAUCUUUAUUUCCUCCCAAUACUGUAGAUAAGCAAAUGUCUACGAUAUGAUAAGCAUACGUCAUACCAGUUUAUUGUACAACCCUAGUGGCGCAAUACUUUUUUUAGUGCUAUAUGAGAGGUAAAAAGAGAAGUAACUGGAAACACAGUUAAAACAGCUCAGAUACGGGAAGAGAAACUUACACAAUGCUCACAUACGAACAGAAAGAAAUGUUCUUCUUUUUCAUCUGGUUUUGGCUUAUUUUGGGUGUUGAACGCUGCAGCAGUGUGUCAUAUAAUAGAUUAACUGUUAAGACUGGAGGAUCUGUCACCAUCCCAUGUUAUUAUGACGGGAAAUACACACAUCAGAAGAAAUACUGGCAUUCAGAAAAUAAUAAGUCCAGUACAUACACAAACACAACAGAGGAGAAUCUGUCAGUAAUUGAUCAUCCUGAUCAGAGUCUCUUUACUGUGACUAUAAGAAACCUGCAGAGCACAAAACAUGAUGGAGGCUAUUAUUGUGCUCUGAAGAUUGAAGGAAAACCGACUCUCAUAUAUGAUAUUUAUCUCCAGGUUCAAUCUGCUCCUGAUGUGUCUGUGAUGAGCAGCAGUGUAUCUGGACAUGAAGGUGGUCAUAUCAGUGUUCAGUGUUUCUACACGUUAUUAAGAUAUAAGAAUAAUGUCAAACAGUGGUGCAGAUAUAAAGAUCAGAGAUGUUACACAGUGGGGAGGACUAACACAUCCCAGAAUUCCUCAGUCCAGAUCAGUGAUGAUGGGAGAAGAUCCUUCACUGUGCUGAUGACUGGACUGAGACUCACUGAUUCUGGCUGGUACUACUGCUCUGUAGGAGAGGCACUGAAUCCUGUUCAACUCACUGUAAUCAAGACCGAACCAGACAAAGAGAAAGACAUAUAUAAUGAACUCCUGACUGUGUGGCUUCCAGUUUCAUCUGUACUUCUGCUGUCAGUGAUUCUGAUCAGUGUUUUCAUCUGGACAUGGAGACGGAGACACAAACAAGACAAACAGCAAAAAAGAGAGAUAAACAGCAGCAGAACCACUGACAUGAUCUACUCUAAACCUGAAGAUCCUCCGAUAUACAACGAUAUAAACGAUGAAAACCCAAAUGAUCCCAACAAGGACAUAAUCUACUACAGCACUAUUGAUUUUGUUCCUGGGAGUGAAGCAGUGAAGCCUCCAGAAGGAGCGAUAUACAGCAUAAUAUACAGCACUGUGGAUCCACACUGACUUCAACAGUGAGAAGAACUCAGGAACACACCUUCUGACCAAAAGAAACCAAAUCAGCAGCAGAGGACCAUCAUCACAACUUUAUUGUAGUUUUUUGUAUUAUAUCCCUACUUAAUUUCUUCACCAAAAGUCUAUUUGUACAGUUUCAUGUUGUUUGCAUUAAUACAAACAGGCAUAUGCAUAUUUAAAAUGAAAUAAAAGUAUUUUGCAGUU